Molecule: messenger RNA, 1350 nt
Organism: Aspergillus calidoustus
Lineage: Eukaryota; Fungi; Ascomycota; Eurotiomycetes; Eurotiales; Aspergillaceae
Source: the annotation of a GenBank genome assembly
AUGACUCAAGUUCUGACCGUACAACUUGAGCAAAUCGACGAGCAACUCCUCGGAGCCGAUAUCAGAUUCAGUAUCACACUAGCUGAAGACCGGCAACCAGAGCUUAAGAGUCUUGCCAACCACCCGUGGCGCAUUUUCGAAACCCCGUACGCAGAUGAUGAAGGAGACUUGGUGGAUUGCCCUGACAAUGAAAUAUAUCACACGAAUCCAGCCGAAGAGAGCCUAGAAACACUCUAUAACACACUCCAUAAUCUUCAAUACGAAGCCCAUGAAAUACAGCAACAAAUCCAAUACCAGAGACGUAUUAUCCGCGAGCAGCUCGCAGCAGGCUGUCUAAGUAACAGCAACACCACCGCCUGGGAAACCUGCACGACCCUCGCCUGCAAAGUGAGAUAUACAUUUUCACUCAUCCCGGGCUUUAUCCGCCAGAUGCGCUACCAGUUCGGACCACUACCUGACUCAAUCCCAAAUUCACUCUGCACAAAAGAUCAAUUCACGAAGAUAACCACAUCACUCAACGCCACCGCGAACACAACAACCCUCCACCAAACAGCAUCGUCAAACUUCACCAUCACAAACCGCCAGACAUCCCCCAUAACCCUCCCAACUCUUCUAAUCCUUUCCCUCCUCCUCGCAAUUCCGAUCCUCAUCGCCCUCCUCAUCUGCCACAAAGCCACAUGUUGCCUCCGGCGCCGCGCAGACAGAGCCGCGCGACGAGAAGAGCGUCGAACUCGCGCCGCCUACAAAUCUGCUGCUAGACGCCUACGGUGGAGGCAGUGGCUGGAAUCUUGGGGAUUCUCCUUCUUAGACUCUGCGACGACAACAAACUACGCUCAAGUCCACGACCUAUCACCCAUAUCGGGAGACGUCGACAGAGAUAGCGGAGCUCUAGGUGAGAGUCGAACUCGGCAUCCGUACCCGCAACUACGAGGCCGACCUAGGGAUGGCGAAACCAGCGGCAGCACCAACACCAACAUCCUAGCCACCGAAAUCCUCACCUUCCGCCAAGCCCUCGAAUACGUCGGCGAUCUCAUCCGCGUCCCUCCGAACCGGGAGAGGGACCUGGAGAGUGGGUAUCCCCUUCAAGACCCAGAUGCAGAUGUAGGUCCAGAUAUGGGACGAAACCGCAGAAGAGACGCAAGCCGUAUUGGGAGACGGAGUCGCGCGGCAUCAUCGACAGCGGGUCUGUCAACGGUUGUCUCGCUUCGGACGGUGACGAUGAGUAUACCGGAUACGGAGACCGAGACGGAUGUAGAUGUAGAUGGUGUGGAGGGUAUUGCGCCCUCCGAGUCUUGUCUGACGCUGGAUACGUUGCUUUCGGAGACCCCGCCGCCUAGUUAUCAUGCGUGA